This is a messenger RNA of Lizanozyma spartinae, 1539 nucleotides long. RefSeq lists its product as uncharacterized. Gene Ontology annotation, biological process: cardiolipin acyl-chain remodeling. Lineage: Eukaryota; Fungi; Ascomycota; Pichiomycetes; Serinales; Debaryomycetaceae. Gene Ontology annotation, cellular component: mitochondrial inner membrane. Gene Ontology annotation, molecular function: A2-type glycerophospholipase activity. The transcript is spliced from 2 exons. The record is from RefSeq and is a predicted model, not a curated record. The coding region runs from base 1 to 1539 and encodes 512 amino acids.
AUGUUAAGACGAUCAUUCAAACGAUGGAUCAACUUGCCGUCGUCUAAGGAAGCGCUUCCGUUCUCAUUACCUCCCAAUUACAAGCCCAAUAAGCGAGUGGUCAAGCAUCUUCCGUGGACCAAAUGUAUGGAGAUCUGGUUGCGGUCAUUCCAGAAGGGAAUGGUUCAAACAUUACAGAACAAACUAGUGGAACUCCAAGUGAACCCCGCAAAGUAUGUGAACCACGAUAUCCGAUGGGAGAACAAAAAGGUAGCGGUAGAUGAACAAGGCAAUUGGAUUAACGAGAUUGUAUUUGAACUCAAAUCUCAACAGGAUAAACCUGUUAAGCAUGUUGUUUUCCUCCAUGGUUAUGGAGCUGCCUUGGGGUGUUUUGCUCGGAACUUUCAACUCAUCAACUUAUUCAAAGAUACUCACUAUAAUUAUAAAAUCCAUUUCCUUGAUAAUAUCACCUUUGGAUUGUCAUCUAAUCCAAAGAUGGCUAAUGAUCCACUCAACCAUAAUUGGGUUGAAAAAUGUGCACCAAUCAAAGUCAUUGAUAAUGAUCUCCCCACAGACUCAAAGAAAUUAUAUAAAAAGUAUUAUAAGUUAGUGGAUGAAUAUCAUGUUGAUACUGAGCGGUUUGAAGAAUAUCAAGCGACUUUCAAGCCCAUUGUUAAACUGUUGGAAGAUUUUUAUUGUGGAGCAAUUGAUCUGUGGAGGAAGAAUAGUGGCAUUGAAAAAAUCGAUUAUUUGAUAGGACACAGUUAUGGUGGGUAUUGGUCUGGUUCAUAUGCAGUUAGAUAUCCGGAUAAUUUCCAAAAUUUGGUAUUGCUUUCUCCUGUUGGUGUUGAGAGACAUUGCCACGCUGUUACCAAUAAUCUGUUGAGAAAUGAAGGUGCUCAAAUCACCAACGAUGAAACAUUAGUCUCCUUGAAACCAUCUCUUGAUCCUACUUCAUAUAACUUUUUGUCAAGAAUACCCAUUCUUGGAUUGAAACACAUCAACUAUUGGUAUUAUGUGCAACCCUUCCUUCCUCGUUUGCUUAAAUGGUUGGGACCAUGGGGGGUUCAAAAAUAUUAUCAAAUGUGGUACUUGAAAUUAUUCAAGAUCAACAAAGUAAUCAAUUCUUUGGGUGGUGGGGCUAAGCUCUUCAAGUCUGAAAAUGAUUUGGUUUAUGGGACUAAUACCGAGGUCCGUUUGCUCAUCGAAUACCUUUAUAACACAACUAUUCAAGGUUCAAACAGUGACAUUUAUAUCAAGCAUUUGUUGACCCCAAGCACUGUCAGUAAAUGGCCUUUGUACGACAAAUAUUUUCAGUACUUUCAAAAUGGUCACAAGUUCAGGGACGAUCAAAAAAUCACCGUUGCUUAUGGUCAAUUUGACUUUAUGAAUGCUGAAGCUGGUGAAAAAUUGAUCCAGCUAAUUCAACACAACAUGGUUACUCCUCAGAAUGCAAAAGUCGUAUCCAUACGAGAAGGUGGUCACAAUUUAUACAUCGAUAACCCUUUUGACACCAACACUUUACUUCAUCUGAUUGUUGCAGCAGAUGACAACUUGUAA